Molecule: messenger RNA, 1284 nt
Organism: Miscanthus lutarioriparius
Lineage: Eukaryota; Viridiplantae; Streptophyta; Magnoliopsida; Poales; Poaceae
Source: the annotation of a GenBank genome assembly
AUGGCUGCCACCGCCACCAUCGCCGCCCACCUCCCGCUGCGGGGCCCCGCGCGGCCUCCGUCCCGGCCAUCCGUCGCCGCUGUAACCCGGUUCCGCGGCCGCCAGGAGCGGCGCGGCCUGGCGGCGACAGGCGGGAGGGGAUUUGCCCGGGUUCGGGCGGAGGCUUUCUCAGGUGGUGGAGGCGUGGGGCGGAGGGACCCCAUGGUGCCGCCUUACAAUGUCCUCAUCACCGGCUCCACCAAAGGUAUAGGAUACGCGUUGGCAAGGAAAUUUCUGGAGGCUGGUGAUAAUGUUAUAAUCUGCUCGAGAUCAGCUCACAAGGUAGAAUCUGUGGUCAGUGACUUGAAGGAGGAGUAUGGAGAGCAACAUGUGUGGGGAACUGUCUGUGAUGUUAGAGACGGAAAGGAUGUAAAGGCACUUGUGGAGUUUGCACGUGACAAACUUGAGCAUAUUGAUUUAUGGAUCAACAAUGCUGGAUCAAAUGCAUAUACAUACAAACCACUUGUGGAGACCUCGGACGAGGCUCUCAUGGAAAUCAUCACCACUAACACCCUUGGACUGAUGAUAUGUUGUCGUGAGGCAAUAAAUAUGAUGAGGAACCAACCUCGAGGUGGUCACAUAUUCAACCUUGAUGGUGCUGGUUCUGAUGGAAGGCCAACUCCAAGAUUUGCUGCAUAUGGUGCAACAAAGCGAAGUGUUGUGCAUCUUACGAAGUCACUUCAGGCUGAAUUGCAGAUGAAUGAAGUGAAUAAUGUGAUGGUGCACAACCUAUCGCCUGGCAUGGUCACAACAGAUCUUCUUAUGUCUGGUGCAACUACAAAACAAGCAAAAUUUUUCAUCAAUAUAUUAGCUGAACCUCCUGAUGUGGUUGCAGACUACCUCGUUCCGAACAUCAGAGCAAUCCCUACCAAUCAAUCCAUGAAGCCAACCUACAUUCGCUUCCUCACAGGCUUGAAAGCCUACUCAAGAAUUUUUUCUAAGUACAGGGAGAAGUGUGUUUUAGGACCUGAAGCUCCUGAUGAUAUACCACACGCCACAUCAUCUAGCAUAGUAGCACCUAAUAUGGCUUCUGAGAUACUGAUGGACACUGAGGCAGUUAUGCCAGAAAUAGAGGUGGUGAACAGUUUUAUUAUGGAUGACACAGAGAUGGCGGAUAACAACUUUUCUGUGGACCAGAUGAUUGAGCACCACUCGGAGUGUUCGCAGACUGCGAUUGAUGAAUACAUGGAUGGCUUGGCCGACUAUGCAUUUGGCCAUUUGGACUACCCAAAUUUCAACCUGUGA